AUGUUAAUUGUAAUGCGUAUUCUGGGUGGUGGUGCCUCAGCGUCUGUCCAAGCAGUCGGCGCAGGUACGAUUGCCGAUAUCUGGGAGCCACAAGAGCGCGGCAGGGCUAUGAGUAUGUUCUACCUUGGACCUCUGACUGGGCCCCUAUUCGCCCCUAUCAUUGGAGGAGCCUUGUCCCAAGGCUUUGGAUGGGAGAGCACAAUGUGGUUCUUAACCAUUUACGGUGGUGUCACUCUGGUCAUGGUCUUCUUUUGUCUUCCCGAGACAUUAGCCAAGCGCAAACCGCUUGUAACACACGCUGCUCUCCAGUCCUCCAGGCCGGGAAGUUCUGCCAACAACGAGAUAACACCGCAUCUUUCACGAAUGUCGACAAGGCAAUCCGUCAAGCAACACACCAAAGCUGGCGCAGAAUUUCUCAAGCGGGCUUUCAUCGACCCGCUCGAGUGUAUAACAUACCUGCGCUUUCCCCCAGUGGCCAUAGUUGUCUACUUCGCAGCAAUCACAUUCGGAUCGCUUUUCGUGCUCAAUAUCAGCACACAGUCAUCCUUUUCAAAAUCACCCUACAACUUCUCCGAGCUGAUCGUCGGCCUGCUGUACCUUCCCUCCUCCCUGGGCUACAUCGGCGCGUCCUUCGUCGGCGGCCGCUGGAUCGACAACAUCAUGGCUCGCGAGGCUCGCAAGGCCGGCCGAUACGAUGCCCGCGGCAAGCUUAUCUACCUACCUGAGGACCGCAUGCGCGAGAACGCCUGGCUGGCAGCGACGAUGUACCCCGCGGCGCUGGUGUGGUUUGGGUGGACGACAGACCGCGGUGUGCACUGGAUUGUACCAGCCAUUGCCAAUUUCUUCUUCGGCUUUGGCAGUAUGUUGGUGUUUGGGGCUGCCACUACAAUGCUGACUGAGUUCAUGCCACGAAAGUCCUCGAGCGGCGUUGCCUUGAACAACUUUGUGCGCAACAUCUUCUCGUGCGUCGGUGCCAUCGUUACCCAGCCGCUUAUUAACGUCAUGGGUGUUGGCUGGCUGUGCACAAUGAUUGCCAUCGUCUGCUGGACGACUGGCAACCUCUCCAUCUGGGCCCUGAAAAGAUAUGGUCCUGGAUGGCGAAAGAGUAUGGAUGCCAAAUUGAGUGUGCCUAGUUGA
This is a messenger RNA of Phaeoacremonium minimum UCRPA7, 1137 nucleotides long. RefSeq names its product putative mfs multidrug resistance protein. NCBI's taxonomy places the organism in Eukaryota, Fungi, Ascomycota, Sordariomycetes, Togniniales, Togniniaceae. Gene Ontology annotation, molecular function: polyamine transmembrane transporter activity. The record is from RefSeq and is a predicted model, not a curated record. Gene Ontology annotation, biological process: intracellular polyamine homeostasis; transmembrane transport. The coding region runs from base 1 to 1137 and encodes 378 amino acids. The transcript has 2 exons.